ACACACACACACACACACACACACACACACACACACACACACACACACACACACACACACACAGCGCGGGAUUAUACUCCAAACAAUCAUUUGGUGUGUGAAUUAAAGCAUGUCUGAUGUUUGGAGAUCUCAGCCUUGUUCCAGAUGUGCAGACUGGAUGUCACAGCUUCCUUCAGAACUCCUUGAUGUUCCUCUAUGGGAUCUUACCAUACCUGGUAGUCAUGAUACCAUGACAUACUGUCUGGACAGCAACAGUCCGGUCCUGAGUUCAGAGCCCUGGAUACUCACCGUGCUGGACCACGUCGUACCCUGUGUCAUUCGGCCGUGUAUAAAGAAGUGGGCCACCACUCAGGAGCUGUCAAUUUGCAGCCAGCUGGACUCCGGAAUUCGGUUUCUCGACUUAAGGAUUGCCCACAAGAAAGAAGAUUUGAGCAGGAUGUUUUAUUUUGCUCAUGGAAUAUACUCUCUCCUUACUGUGAAGGAGGCGCUCACUGAAGUCGCUGACUGGUUAGUGUGUCACACUAACGAAGUCCUGAUCAUCGCUCUGUCUCAUUUUGAAGAUGUAACUCCUGCGCAGCACAACAACCUCAUUAACUUUUUGAUACAACUCUUUGGCAAGAAACUCUGCCCCAAAUCAGAAACGCCUUCUCUGAGAACAUGUUGGACUUUCGGUUAUCAGGUGAUUGUCUCCUAUGCUGAUCCGUCUGGGUCUGAGUUUGAGGAACUUUGGCCAGCAUGGGAUUACUGGUGGGCCAACGAGUCGGACCCAAACCUCGUCAUUUCAUAUCUUGAGCAUAAGAAGGACACAGGAAGACCAGAUGGUUUCUUUAUGGCCGGUUUAAACCUCACUGAAGAUACCAGAUACGUCCUCUGUCAUCUCACACAGUCUAUGAAGAGCAUGACGCUCCAAGCCUACACUGUUCUAAUGGACUGGGUCAGAAAGCAGCACCCUGGUUCCCUGAAAACAUCCCUCAAUAUCAUCUGCGCCGACUUUGUCGGGAUUUCGAGAAACGAAUUCUGUGAGAUUGUAAUUGGACUCAAUACAAAACACUGAAAACAGGAGAGAAAACUGAUGCACUUUUCCAUAAAGACCUGCUUUAAUAUUUAUACCUAUCUUUAGCAUUUAUAUUUUCAUAUAUCUUGUACAUGACUGUACAGUUUACGGAAAAAAGGAAUUUCUCAAGACUUUCUCCCUCCCCUUCUCACCCUUCUCUCCUCUUCCCACCUCUUCCUGACACAUAGAUUAUUUAGGGAUUCACAGGUAGCCAGUUGAACCUGCACUGUUCCUGUGCACCGUGUGACGCUGCUGCAUUAGGCUUAGAGCCACACAGUAGACAGAUGGUUGAGGAGAGCCAGGAGGAUCUCAUUACACAGUGUAAUGAAAGCACCCCGGAUACAAGGGGUUAAAUGUCUGUGUGACCCUCCUGUUCCUCUACCUUGCACUUCUUACACCAGUUUGAGGAAAUCUGGGAAGUCUAGAAGUAUUUCUGAAGAAACAUGAAGAAAGAGGAAGACCUUUUCACUGAGGAAGGAUAGUGGGAGAGCAAUAGAAUGAAGAGGAUUAGAACGAGAGAAAAGGAUUUGGAGACGGAGAGGAAAAGCGGUUCAGCUUAGCACUAUGAAUUUGACUCAUUUGACUCAAUUGACUCAUGUGCACACGACCACCAUGGUUCCGAGUCCGGUCAGCACGAGGCAUCGGCUUAAAGACGGUGAAGCGAGGAAGGUUCCUCACUAUCAGCUUGACUAAAAUGUGGAUGUGAAGAAUGAAUCUAAACCUUGUCCAUCAUCUGCCAUCCCAAACUUACACAAUUUGAGUCCUUAUUUGACUCAAUGAAGAAUCAGAACUCUGUUUACUAAGCUCUAUUGGUGUGUUGCUGGUAUGUGAUCAAUAUAGGUGUAGGUAUUUAUAUACUGUACGUGAGAAAAAAGGAGCAUGAACUUGAGCAGGAUUUGACUGAGGUGUGUCUUAUUUGUCAUGGUGAUUUGUGUAGAAGAUGAGCAACCGUCUGGGAAUUGUUCUGUUCACGCAGCUUCCGCAGUGAAGUAGGAGACUUCUGCAUUUUAACAAAGAUAGGAAAUUGUACAGAAAGACUUUUUUGUCAUGGGUUCCCUACAAAUUUAUAUGGAUUUAAACAUAAAUAUGCAAUAAUAAUAAAACAAUAAUAAAAUAAUAAAAUUUGACCAGACUUGACAUACUAUUGACAUAUUACCAGCCUGUUAUACUAAAGAAUAUACUGAAAAGUAUAUCGCUUUUUUUAUCGACUUUUUGAGAAUAAGCAAUUAGUUUAGUUUAGUUUUAUUUUCAGUGAAAUUAAAAUUUCUGAAUUAAUUUUCAGCAAAGUAAUACAUCGAUUUGUCUUGAUCCAAUCCAGUCUGUUAGAUUUUCUCACCAUUUGGUUAACUGACAUUGGCUGUAAGAUUUUUUUUAUCCCUCACGUCAUGUUAAUCAAAAGAGAGCGAUGCAGCGGCGCUUUAUUGCUUUAUCCACUCUAACUCUCUACCUUAAAAGUGCCCUAAUGCUUCACUGCUACAUAUAAAUCGGUCACAAUAAAGGUCCAGAGAUAAGUGGAUUUCAAUCAAGAUUUGAGGAGCCAUCGACAGGUCCAGACUGCAGACGUUUCAAAAGUGUUGAUUCAAAAUGAGGACACAUUUCAUUGAAUUCAUCAUUUUCAUAUCCUGUCUAUUUCUUGCCAUUCAAAAUGAACGUCAAUAAAACAUCUGUGUGUAAAAGUGUGCCUGCGGGUUCAGGCCCAAAUAUUGUGCUGUUUGAACAAAUAAUGUAAAGGAAAAUCUAUUCUGUAUAAAGUUAUGUUGAAUCUUGCUCAAGUCUAUACAUGAUUAUGAACUUGCUGUAUUAAAAACACCAAAUAUCAUAGACUCAUAAAACA
This is a messenger RNA of Tachysurus fulvidraco (yellow catfish), 2888 nucleotides long. RefSeq names its product PI-PLC X domain-containing protein 1-like. Bases 110 to 1054 code for a protein of 314 amino acids. Gene Ontology annotation, biological process: lipid metabolic process. NCBI's taxonomy places the organism in Eukaryota, Metazoa, Chordata, Actinopteri, Siluriformes, Bagridae. Gene Ontology annotation, molecular function: phosphoric diester hydrolase activity. The record is from RefSeq and is a predicted model, not a curated record. The transcript has 7 exons.